CUACCCCCUACGCAUGCAACAGCCGAUAGCAUCCCUGCAUGACUCAUGCUCGUAUCGCCUCAUUUAUCCGUUAAGGAGCCUGUCCACUUCGACUUCUGCUCCAAAUUUAUGGUAAUCUAUCAAGGCAGAGGAUCGUCAACAUAACAAAGAGGCCGGACACCAUGAUCGUCCCCAGCAAGGUCGCGCUGACGCGUAACGUGAUCGGCUCUCUCCUCUCCCCCAAACUCCAAGCCCAGCCCUGCGGAAUCGACCUCACUCUUCGCAGAAUCUUGACCUGGAAAUCCGCCGGCACAGUAGAUUUCUCGAACGAGUUCCGCAAAAGCUCGAAGACUUCGCAACUCGACUUUUCUGGAUCGCCGAAACAAACCCAUCUCGACCCGGGGAACUAUCUCGUAGAGUUCAACGAAGAAGUCGAUGUUCCAUUAGAUGUCAUGGGACAGAUAUUCGUGAGGAGUUCGUUGUGGAGGAAUGGGGCGAAGAUUGAUGCGGGGGUGGUCGAUAGCGGGUACAAAGGCUCCCUCGGGGCUCUUCUCCAAGUCUUGAAUCCACAUGGAAUUACAUUGCAUGAGAAUGCACGUUUGGCGCAGAUUGUGUUCCAUGAGAUGAAGGGCGAGGUGGAAGAGGGAUAUAGUGGAGUUUACCAGAGAGCGAAGGGGCUGUGAGAUGAAUUAAGAGGUUUGGGGCGUCAAAAGCCGAUCUGUAAUCGUCGCUGCGCCUCAAUGAUUGAGGUGAGAGAUUCAAGCCGCCCAAGAGACUACCCAAGGGUCUUGCAGUAAGUCCUUCGCCGAAGCGCGGUCUUUCGACCGCCAUUGGAGGGUCUUUCUCAUGAAU
Molecule: messenger RNA, 831 nt
Organism: Cercospora beticola
Lineage: Eukaryota; Fungi; Ascomycota; Dothideomycetes; Mycosphaerellales; Mycosphaerellaceae
Gene: DUT1
Product: bifunctional dITP/dUTP diphosphatase
Source: RefSeq, a predicted model, not a curated record